This is a messenger RNA of Anarrhichthys ocellatus (wolf-eel), 3507 nucleotides long. RefSeq names its product interleukin 2 receptor, beta (gene il2rb). The transcript has 10 exons. The record is from RefSeq and is a predicted model, not a curated record. Gene Ontology annotation, cellular component: external side of plasma membrane. The coding region runs from base 122 to 1789 and encodes 555 amino acids. Gene Ontology annotation, biological process: immunoglobulin mediated immune response; cytokine-mediated signaling pathway. NCBI's taxonomy places the organism in Eukaryota, Metazoa, Chordata, Actinopteri, Perciformes, Anarhichadidae. Gene Ontology annotation, molecular function: protein binding; cytokine receptor activity.
GAGACAGAAGAGAAGGAAGUCUUCUGAACUUGUCAGUCCAGCAGAGGAGACUGCAAUGUGUUUCCUCUCAGGGACCCCUUGCUACCCGUGCUGAUCGAGGCUCAUCAGUUACAUUGUGGUCAUGGCCAUGGAGAUCCUGGUGUCCUUAUACGUCCUAGUGGGUCUGUUUUCAGUGCAUGCAGCACACUCUCACAAAGGCGUGCAAGCCACUCAAGGACUCUCCUGCGUGAAUGACUUCGUCAACAAUGUCAGCUGCACGUGGGACAGCUCUGCCGUGGCUCCUGGUGUGGACUGCUGGGUCUUUGGUAUGAAGACAACCUGGAUCACCAAGAACUACGAGAGACAUAAGGCAACGAUUAUUCGAAGCUGCAAGCUGAAACAACACCCAAACUCUCCUUCAGGCUGCAGUUUUGUCUUUGAGAAGGAACUGUUCAACACUGCUAGAGACAUGCCCUACCUACGAGUGGAUUGUAACGGGACGAUGGUGGAGAACCUCACAAACUAUUCACCAUACAAUCACAUCAAAAUGCAUCCUCCAGGUGUCCCUAAUGUCAGCAGCACUGUCAACGAGACGAGGAUAUCGUGGAGCUUAGGCGCUCCUUCCUCUGUCUACCUCACAUCCUUUGACUUCCAAGUUCAGAUCAAACAGAAGAACAAGAAAUGGAAUGAGGCCAGCACUCUCUCCACACUAGAACAAGAGCUCAGCAUACCUGCUUGGAAACUAAAGGGGCACUGCCAGGUCAGGGUGAGAGUCAAACCCAAAGUUCCCAACAGUCACUGGAGCAACUGGAGUCCAACAACAUCCUGGUUGGGUGCGACAGACAUAUUGACAACAUCACAGGAUCAAGGAUGGUUCCUGGGUCAGACUUUACUGGUAGCGCGGGGAGUGAUGUUCAGCUUGGGUCUCCUCAUUGUAACACUCGUCCUCUACUGGAGUUGUGCGAGCAGACGGCUCCUCAAAGCGAAGCCAGUACCAAACCCUUCUGAAUAUUUCCACACUCUCCACUCUGUACACGGAGGAAAUUUAAAGAAAUGGCUGAAUCCUCUGUCAGCUUCCGAGUCAUUCUUCACAGCCCAGCCAUGCGACAGCAUCUCCCCGGUUGAGAUAUGCGAAAAGUGGGAUGAGGUCCCCUCCACCUCUCCCUCCUCCAGCUCCACCAGCGCCCUGCUUCACUUCAGGAGCGACCCCUCGGCCGGCUCAGACACCAGCAGGGUUGUUGACAAUUCCUCCUCCUCCUCUUCAUCCUGCUUCUCCAACAUGGGCUACUUCAUGUCCAGCUCCUCCAGCAGCUGGGCACGAACUGACCCCAAUCCUGCUUACUUCACCUAUCAGGAUGAUUUCCACAACAGCCUCAACCUUCACCUCUGCCUCCACCCUUCCCUCGACACCUACGAGAGCUUGAAGAGGGAGCCGCAGAGCCCAGACUCCGGCUUUGGCAUCGGAAAGGAAGACGAAGAAGCCAAUGAAGAUGAAAGGUUUGCCAAAGUAGAAGAGGAGGAGGUUUCAGAUGACGAUCCGAGCCCUCUUCUCAUUCUCCCUCUUCAGCUUCCUUCCCAGAUGUGCCCAACCUCCUCUGCUCCAUGCCCUCCUACCGCUCCCACUCUAACUCUGGUAUCCUCUGAUAGCCAACAGGUGGAGGUACCUGAUGCAGCUGCUUGUUGCAACUGUGCGGCCUGGCCUAUGGCUGGUGCCAUGUGCAGGUCUUCCUCCAUGCCUGUGGAGCCCUGUAAAACAGGGUAUCUGACCCUCAAAGAGCUGCAGACUACAUUCAGCAAUAAAUCCAUCUGAAAAAUCAGUCGUGUAUCGAAAAGAAUUAGUGUGUUUACAUCACAAGCAACCUGACUGUUCGUUUAUUCUAUUCUGAUUGUAGAAGCAAGCAUCUCUGAUAGAAUAUGUGGAGUGUUUGUGCAGUUUUGACAAGAAAAAAUAACAAAUUCCAUGAUUUUUUUGCUUGAUUCAGUUGUUAGUCACUUAGGGACAGCAGAACAAGCUGAAAGCACAUCGUCUUUGCAAACAGUUGCCUCCAACAGACGCUGAGCUAUAUUAACAUUUAUAUUAAGUCAUUUUUCUGACCACUUGAUGAAUGUAAAUCCGAUAUUCAUCCUCUUUCCGUCUCCACCAGCUACUGAGAGAAAUAUCUGGCUCCUUAGCUGCUAAAUGUUCCACUAUGUUCUCCAGCUAACCACCAGCUGCCGGCUGCUGCUUCGAACACGGUUAAUAAGAGCGCUGAGAGUGAACCAAAGCAGUAAAGUUGUGGGCUGGAGUUCCAAAACUCGCUAAAGCGCUCUUUGGAGCUGAUGGUUACUGCAGCGCUGGGUGAUGAUUCUGUUCUGGUGUUAUGUUGCUAUAUUUACUCCAAAUCAGCAUUUGAUUUACUUUGCUUACUAAGGACAAUAAUUGUACAGUAAUUUGUCCUCGUGAGAUUGGGGGAAAGAUAAUUAGGCCUGUAAGUGAGAGCAGAGUUUCAAUGGACAGUCUGAUGACACCGCAUGUUGAAGAAUAACCGGACCUUUAAUAAAAGAGAGUCAGACAUGUGAGGGAGACUAAAAGUCAACCAGUUGUGUAUAUUGUUUAUAGACAUACUGCUGAGUCAUUAUUUAGCCGAAACAUAUGUAGACCAUUGUUGAAUGUGUAGGACUCCGAAGUCAGUACGCUGCAUUUUCUUAAGUGUAUCAAAGCAGGAAAGUUGACAUUACUUUAAACUAAAUGCUAGGGUCAGUUAUUAAUAACUGUGUUUUAAAAAUACACAAAAAUACAGUUUUGUGGUUUUGUUUUGAAUUACUUUAACUUAAAUCUUACAAUGACAUAUGUUGUGAGAGCUUUUUAAAACUUUUAAAUAUCGUGAGAUAAAUAUAAGAAAUCUUCAUUCCUGCAGGCAGAUUUGGGAUUUUGAAAGCAGUGAAACAUGAUUUAAGUGUGUUUUGAUUCUGUAAAUAGUGAUAAAUUACUUAUAAUAGAGAACAUAUGAGCUUUGCUGAGUUAAAUCUGAUCUAAUAUAGUACAUGAUCUCUGUUAUCACUCGCGUGAACCAAGCUGGCGGUUAAGGUUAUGAAACUGACCAACAUUUAAGCGUUUUAAUGAAUUGAUUCUAGUUCAUACUGAUCUGCUGUCAGGCAGCUGGUUUGCCUCUGAUGUUUUUUGUAGUCAAUCUCAUUUGUUUGUUCAACUUAAUAAAUAAGCUCCUGCUGUUUAAGAGAUCAAUUUCGCACCUAAUUAAUCAGAAUGAAUCAUUAUUGUAGACGAGUAUUAGAAUAAUGUGCAUUAGAUUGCUAUUUCUAGAUUCAUGUAAAUCAUUGAGGCCAGUGAUACAUGUUGCUGCUCUUGUCUACAUGCAGUGUAUUUCCAAUGCACACUGUCGUGACGUCUGUGCAGCGACCAAACAAAAUAAAGCUGCUGGUAGAAGUGGGUCACCCUUUGACUUCCUGUGUUGCUGUGGAAUGAGGGCUGAGGGGUGGGCAUGUGUGUGAGAAAGAGUGCGAGAGGCAGAAUGAGUUGCGUGUGUGUGU